AAAAAAUUGAGUAUGAGGUUUAUAAAUUAACUUAGAACAAUGGGUGAAGAAACUGUGUUUUAUUCGCAACUUCAACCAUGGACUACGGUUGCUGCAGAACCAUGCAUGGAACAAAUUUCUGGGAAGCCUAUUCCUACAAGAAUUGGUCGUUAUUAUGAUACACCGCGGCCUCAUCCAUGGAGACCAACGCUUGGAUAUGAAAACAUUGCGGCAACACCAUUACAAAGUCAAUAUGUUACCAACUCGCUAGUGGAUCCAUGCUAUACUCCUUAUGGAAUGCCUACAGAACCGUUACAUUUCCCAAACAUAAUCACUGGAUUUGAUAGAAAUCCUGCACAUGCAGCUCGAGCAGCUUUGUUUACUCGAUAUACACCAGAAGAGUGGUCGCAACAUAAUGUUUCACAAUUUAAUGAAUCUGACACAAUUAGAAAUUAUUCUGAACGAUUACGAAAUGAUUUCGUUAAAGUGAUGAGAGAAACAGAUGAACAAACUGCUUCAAAUCAACGUCUUUCCGGCCGAACUCUUGGAGAACGUAUAACAGAUGUAACAUUUUGGAGAAAUGAAGUCAGUAAUGAACUACAGAAGCUUAACAUGGAAGAUCUGUCGACCAAUAUUAAAGCCAUGGAAAAAGCUCUUCAAGAUUUGGAAGGUCCUUUACACAUAGCUCAAGAGUGUUUGUAUCAAAGAGAAGCUAGAGAAGACACCGAACUGGUACACGACGGUGUAGAGCAAGCCUUGUUAAAAGAAAUAGAAGUAAUUAAAAACUAUCAACUUCGUUUUAAAAAUUUACUUGAAAAAUCAAGGGCACAGCAAUCAAAUAAUCGCGCUUGUCAACAUUUAUUGGAAACAGAUGUAAGGAGUAAAGAAGGUGCUUUAGGAAUCGACAAUAUGUGCCAUCAAUUAAAUAAUUACUCCAGUGGCUUAGCAUAUUACGGUGGUAUAGAAAAAUAUGAUCCUACAAUAAGUACAACUGAUUCAUGGGCAGAGAAUAGUAAUCGAGUCGUACUCAAAUCUCAGUCAGAAAGAGCUAAAUCUAAUCAACUUAACUCUGAUUCUGAAAAUCUUAUAAACUCGUGUGCGAUUGAAGUUUGGAAUGUUUGGUCGAAUACCAACAACACACUAGCACGACGAUCAGCUGAACUUAUGGAAAUUAAAAGUAAAUUACAAUUACAUUUACAAAAGGUACAGCAUGAAUUAUUUGAUGUCGAGAAAAAUAUUGAACUUCUACGAAAAGCGAUAAUUGAUAAAACAGCACCGAUGAAAGUUGCACAAACAAGAUUAGAAGCUCGUAGCCAUCGACGUGGUAUUGAAAAUAGCAAAGAUGAAGCACAAAAUAAAUUAAUAGGUGAAGUAAAAACUUUACAAAAAAGUGUUGAUAUGCUUCAUAGAAAACUACAAGAAGCUGAAGCACAACAUCAGCAAUUAUUAUGUACAAGAAAUAAUUUAGAGAAAGAUUUAUCAUUAAAAGUGAAUGCAUUAUUUAUAGAUCGGGAUAAAUGCAUGGGAAUGCGACGAGCAUACCCUAUAACUUCAACUAUAAAGUAUUAAAAAUGAGCAAGCAAAAAGUGUUAGUGUUUCCACCAAUGUUUGUGUAAUUAUUUUAA
Chrysoperla carnea is the source of this 1604-nucleotide messenger RNA. Its product is annotated as tektin-3-like. Gene Ontology annotation, biological process: cilium assembly; cilium movement involved in cell motility. The transcript has 8 exons. Bases 40 to 1548 code for a protein of 502 amino acids. Gene Ontology annotation, cellular component: nucleus; microtubule cytoskeleton. The record is from RefSeq and is a predicted model, not a curated record. Lineage: Eukaryota; Metazoa; Arthropoda; Insecta; Neuroptera; Chrysopidae.